GAAUAAGUUAUAAGCCGAAGCUAUUGCCCAUAAGAUAGGCUAGGCACACCAGUCACUUCAUCUAUCCACUUAAAAAACUCUUAAAAAUGGCAGCUUUGAGUAGUAUUCUCUUCAAAUCUCUCUCUCCUGCUAUCUACCAAUCACAGCAAACACUUCAUCUUGCAUUACCAAAUUGUCUCCGAUCGUCGUCCGUUCGUUUUCCCGGCGAAUUAGACCGCCGGAAAAUGAGAGGUAUAAGCGUCGUUACUCGAGCAGGGCCUAGCACCAGCCAGCUCAUUUUCGCAUUCGUCUUCCCAUUCUCUCUCCUCGCCAUUACUGUCUUCACUGCUCUUCGAAUUGGCGAUAAACUUGACCAGAAGUUCCUCGAGGAGCUUGCCAUGAAUGAGGCGAUAAGAGAAGCAGAAGAAGAGAAUGAUGACGUGAAUGAAACAGUGUUCCCGAGAAAAGAGGAACCGGCACUUCCUAGAACUCGCAAUAGGCCAAAGCGUGAAGUUUGAAAUCCCAUGGUGUGUGUGAGGUCGCUAUAUUUAUUCUCAGGGUAGGUCUUAAUUAGGCAUCUUUGUGGUUGUAAUUCUUGCUACCAUUCAUGAAAUGAACUAAAUAUAUGUAUCAAUUGUAUAGCUUCAUAGUAAUGAUCGAAUUUGACAAGGAAGUUACCUUUGUUAUGAAAGAAAAGUAGCCAAAUUAAAUUUGUGGUUUCAAAAGACCAUGUAAGUUUUAAAGAUGCUAACUGAGCGUGCUGAUUGCUGAUUUCA
This is a messenger RNA of Beta vulgaris subsp. vulgaris (sugar beet), 755 nucleotides long. RefSeq lists its product as hypothetical. The transcript is spliced from 2 exons. NCBI's taxonomy places the organism in Eukaryota, Viridiplantae, Streptophyta, Magnoliopsida, Caryophyllales, Amaranthaceae. The coding region runs from base 87 to 497 and encodes 136 amino acids. The record is from RefSeq and is a predicted model, not a curated record.